GAGGCGCUGUGGUGCGCCACAACAACGGAAACAACUGCUUGUUCUACUUUCAGAUCGCGGAGAUCCCAGUACAAGUACGUGAUAUGUGUAGUUUAACUUAACUGGUGUAAGUAUGUCAAAGUUGUCAGUGAAAGAGCAAAGUGGCUGUCGAAAACUGUUAAAAUUAUUACCCCUGGACGACUUGUUCGCCCUUAAAGAUACAGUAACGAAUCGACUGAUUGCUGUAGAAAGCACGGAAGAGGCCAUUGAGGCCAUCAUAACUUACUCACAAGAUGCUGAGGAGCUCCUCAAGAGAAAGAAGGUACACCGGGAUGUUAUUUUUAAGUAUCUUGCUAAUGAAGGGGUGGCCAUGCUCCCUAAUAGUGAUAAACACCAGCUGGUCAGGAGAACCAUUGAGUUUUGGUCAUCUGGUGAGAUCUCAAAGUGUGAGAAGAGCACAGUCGUUACAGAUGAGGUUGGAGAUGGUCUGUCAGACCUUCCUGCUUUGGGAAAACAGUUUUGCCAGUGGUUCUACUGCCUUCUGAACUCUCAGAACCCCAGUCAAGGGCAUCCAGCGCAGGACUGGGGUCCUCAGCAUUUCUGGGAGGAUGUGAGACUUCAGCUUCUCUUAUGUUCUGGAGAGCAGCGUGUAGAUGAGUUCAACGGGGCAGAGCUGGUCAGCAAGCGGCUACGUGCUCUUGCAGGAGAAGAACGUCUGUUGUUCUGCCCAAACUUGGAGGGUUAUGGGUUAAAGUGUAUAUCUUCAGCUCAUGGACUGGUUAUAGUUGCCGUAGCAGGGACCAUCCACCGUGACAAUGCCUGCCUUGGGAUUUUUGAGCAAGUGUUUGGGCUCAUCCGCUCACCAAUGGACAAUAAUCGCUGGAAAAUAAAGUAUGUAUAUAUAAAAGUAGAAGCACAAAGUGCCAUUACAGACAGACAGUUACCACUUAUUACGUAUGAUUCAAAAGAGUUGCUGAGGCUUUGCAAGUGAACGUCAGAGAUUCUUGUGAGGACAUAUUUUUCCUGUAGUGAAGAGAAAUACACUAUGGAUGAUGUAAUAUUCUGUGUAAACAACUUUAUUGUGGGAUAGAUACUCAUUCAUAAAGAUAAUCAUUUUUGUUGACUUGAAGGUCAGUUUCCAUUCAGUUUGAUCACUAGCUAACCUUUACUCAAUACUAGGAUUUCUGUAAAAUGUAUUUUACAGAAAUAUUAUUAUUUUUUUAAUUUAAAAUCUAAAUUGAUUUAAUGAUAUGGACUGAAAAUAAAGUACUUUUAUGAAGUAAUUUUCUGAAAAUUUGCAUCUUGAUCUUGGCCUAACACAAUUUUUAAUUUAAAAACGUGUAAAAACAAAAAUAAAAAAACAAUAAAUAAAUACUUUUGACUUUUUAGUAAUUUUAGAUCAUAUGUGGGGAAAAAAAAAUACCACUUUAAGAUGGCAGUCUUACCUUUAUAUUUUGAUUUAUUGUUUAAUUUAGAAAUCCUAAUUUAAUUUAUAUAGCAAUUUUGUGUGAGGGAUAUUUUUAAAUUCACAUUCAGAAUUUCCUUGUUGAGUUUAUAUAAAUGGGCCAAAAUCAAAUAUUCUUUUUUUAUCUUUUCAUAUAAUUUUCAUUUAUUUAUUUAUUUUUUUAAAUUUUUAUUAUUUUUUCUUGUUUUUUGGUUGGCUAGAAUUCAAACUGUCUGGAGUAUUAGAAUCAUCUUUAGCUUCAUAACAUUUUAAGAUUCCACUUAAAUGCCUAAAAAUGCUGUUUAUUCCAUCUGAGUACUUUUAUCAAUACUUGAAUCAUUUCCCAGUAAAAUAUUUGUUAAGAACCUC
Molecule: messenger RNA, 1792 nt
Organism: Ctenopharyngodon idella (grass carp)
Lineage: Eukaryota; Metazoa; Chordata; Actinopteri; Cypriniformes; Xenocyprididae
Gene: c9h3orf38
Product: chromosome 9 C3orf38 homolog
Exons: 3
Coding region: 113-970 (285 amino acids)
Source: RefSeq, a predicted model, not a curated record